AUGGUAAUAGCAUGCUUCUCGGUCAUCUCAACCCCGGUUGCCGAAGAUUACUAUCAGCUAGUUCUCCAAUGGCCGUCAACCUAUUGUCUUACCGUCAACUACAGUUCCUCUUGUAGUUCACCACAUAAGAUCACUAUACAUGGAAGUUGGCCUAGUUACACUACUAAUCGAACACCAAACUACACUGGAAAUGGGAAUGGGAAUAACCAACCUGCUGAGCUGAUUGCGAGAUUUCUGGAUGAAAAGCUUCGUGCUGGGAAUAAGGGUACUUCUGAGGAAGAAUUGGAGGGUACUCUUGAUAAAGUUCAGGUUUAUUCAGCAUUUUAUAAGAAGGAUCUUGCGAAAAGGCUGCUUCUGGUAAAGAGCGCUUCCAUUGAUGCGGAGAAAUCCAUGAUCUCUAAGCUAAAGACACAGAGUGGUAGCCAAUUUACAAACAAACUUGGAGGAAUGUUCAAAGACAUUGAAUUAUCAAAAGAAAUAAAUGAAUCCUUCAAACAAUCACCCCAGGCCAGGACAAAACUCCCGUCCGGGAUUGAGUUGACUUUACAUGUUUUAACAACAGGGUACUGGCCAACAUAUCCGCCCAUGGAUGUUAGACUUCCUCGUGAAUUGAAUGUCUACCAUAUAGCUCUUUCAAUUGCAGGUUGUUUCAUUUACAUUUUCAAGGAGCUCUACUUAAGCAAGUACAGUGGGAGGCGCUUCAUGUGGCAAAAUUCAUUAGGUCAUUGUGUGUUAAAAGCUGAAUAUCCUAAAGGUAAAAAGGAGCUGGCAGUUUCUCUGUUUCAGACUGUUGUUUUGGUGCUCUUUAAUGAUGCUGAGAGGCUAAGCUUUCAAGAUAUUGAGGACUCCACUGAUGGACUUUGA
Quercus robur (English oak) is the source of this 864-nucleotide messenger RNA. Its product is annotated as cullin-4-like. Gene Ontology annotation, biological process: protein ubiquitination; ubiquitin-dependent protein catabolic process. The transcript is spliced from 8 exons. Gene Ontology annotation, cellular component: cullin-RING ubiquitin ligase complex. Gene Ontology annotation, molecular function: RNA binding; ribonuclease T2 activity; ubiquitin protein ligase binding. The coding region runs from base 1 to 864 and encodes 287 amino acids. The record is from RefSeq and is a predicted model, not a curated record. Lineage: Eukaryota; Viridiplantae; Streptophyta; Magnoliopsida; Fagales; Fagaceae.